AUGAAACAAUUCGGACUAGCAGCUUUUGAUGACUUAAAGGAUGGAAAGUAUACCGAUGUAAACAAAACUAUACUUGAAAAGCAAUCUAUCGAAUUAAGGGAUCAGUUAAACGUAUUUCAAGAACGACUGGUAGAAUUUGCCAAGAAACACAAUAGCGAGCUUCAGGCUUCACCUGAGUUCCGCUCAAAAUUCAUGCAUAUGUGCUCAUCUAUUGGUAUUGAUCCAUUGUCUUUGUUUGAUCGUGAUAAACAUUUAUUUACAGUUAACGAUUUUUAUUAUGAAAUAUGCCUCAAGGUUAUAGAAGUUUGUCGAGAAACUAAAGAUAUGAAUGGAGGUGUUAUUUCUUUUGAAGAAUUGGAGAAAGUACAUUUUGGGAAGCUGGAUAUUGGAAUUGAUGACUUGGAAAAAUCUAUCGACAUGUUAAAGAGUUUAGAGUGUUUUGAGAUAUUCCAAAUCCGUGGCAAGAAGUUUUUGCGAAGUGUUCCAAAUGAACUGACAUCUGAUCAAACUAAAAUUUUAGAAAUAUGCUCAAUUUUAGGUUAUUCAAGUGUCUCUUUGUUAAGGGCAAAUCUGGAAUGGGAAUCCGUAAGGAGUAAAUCGGCUCUUGAUGAAAUGGUUGUUAACGGUUUACUGUGGAUAGAUUACCAAGGUGGUACAGAGACAUUGUACUGGGAUCCCUCUUGGAUCACGAGGGAACUCUGA
This is a messenger RNA of Saccharomyces mikatae IFO 1815, 702 nucleotides long. RefSeq names its product ESCRT-II subunit protein SNF8 (gene SNF8). The coding region runs from base 1 to 702 and encodes 233 amino acids. The record is from RefSeq and is a predicted model, not a curated record. Gene Ontology annotation, biological process: protein transport to vacuole involved in ubiquitin-dependent protein catabolic process via the multivesicular body sorting pathway. Gene Ontology annotation, cellular component: ESCRT II complex. The transcript has a single exon. NCBI's taxonomy places the organism in Eukaryota, Fungi, Ascomycota, Saccharomycetes, Saccharomycetales, Saccharomycetaceae.